Arabidopsis arenosa is the source of this 1955-nucleotide messenger RNA. The record is from the annotation of a GenBank genome assembly. NCBI's taxonomy places the organism in Eukaryota, Viridiplantae, Streptophyta, Magnoliopsida, Brassicales, Brassicaceae.
ACAAUCCACGGGCCUCCCUCUAUAUCAACCUCAUUUAUCGUCUUCUCCAUCACCAUCAUCAUCAUUAGGUCUAAUAUCAUGAUUCCGCAAUACAAGGAUGUGAACGAUAAAUUAGAUUCGACGGCUAAGCACAAAACCAACAGCCAUGGCGGUCGUUAUAAUAACCCUUACGUCCACAUUACUACUCCCACAUCAGCUUCUGAUAAGAGGUCGAAGGAUAAGGUUCUUGAGGUGUUGAAUCGGUGUGGGAAGAAAGUAGAGGACGUUACUCGCAAAGCGGAAGCAUUAGCCGGCGGUUUAAAAGACCACCUGAAGUUUAGUCCUAGCAUAGGUGAUGCAGCAAUGGCUAGGCUUUCUCAAGGCACUAAGAUGAUCGUUGAAGGAGGACCAGAGAGAGUGUUUCAACGAGAGUUUGGUGUUUUAGCUGCAGAGAAACUUUUAGAUUCGUUUGUUUGCUACAUAUCGACUAGUUCGGGACCAGUGACCGGAGUGAUAUACAUUUCCAACAGAAGAAUCGCUUUUUGUAGCGACUAUGCCAUUCGUGCCGGUGGAAACGGUGUUGCGGCAUAUUACAAGGUGGUGAUGGAGUUGGAGAAGAUAAGUAGCAUUAGUUCAUCAACGAACGUGUUGAAGCCAAGUGAGAGGUAUGUGCAUAUGGUGACACAAGAUGGGUUUGAGUUUUGGUUCAUGGGCUUUGUCUCCUACAUCGAUGCUUUCAAUUGUCUCAACAAAGCUCUCCUUAAUUCCCGUUGUGAUCGGCUUCUCUUGGCUUUUGACUUGAAGGGUAUAUCAGCAGAAAAUCUUACCAAACAGAAACUCAACUCGAAGAUACUUCAGGAUGAGAUUGUGAAGAAAGUCAACCAAAAUCCAAACGCUGGAUGGAAAGCUGCUAUAAAUGAUCGAUUUUCAAACGCCACUGUUGCAGAGUUUAAGCGCCUUCUCGGUGUUAAACCAACACCGAAGAAGCAUUUCUUAGGUGUUCCUGUUGUAAGCCAUGAUCCAUCUUUGAAGCUACCUAAAGCUUUUGAUGCUAGAACUGCUUGGCCACAAUGCACUAGUAUUGGAAAGAUCUUAGGUUUGGGACAUUGUGGUUCUUGCUGGGCAUUUGGUGCUGUUGAAUCACUAUCUGAUAGAUUCUGUAUCCAAUUUGGCAUGAACAUUUCUUUAUCAGUAAAUGAUCUUCUAGCUUGUUGUGGAUUCCGUUGUGGUGAUGGUUGUGACGGUGGCUACCCGAUUGCUGCUUGGCAAUACUUUUCAUAUAGCGGUGUUGUUACCGAAGAGUGUGAUCCAUACUUUGAUAAUACCGGAUGUUCUCACCCGGGUUGUGAACCGGCAUAUCCUACGCCGAGAUGUUUGAGGAAAUGCGUUAGCGACAACAAACUAUGGAGCGAGUCGAAGCAUUACAGUGUCAGUACAUACACUGUUAAUUCUAGUCCACAAGAUAUCAUGGCAGAGGUUUAUAAGAAUGGACCUGUUGAAGUCUCUUUUACCGUUUAUGAGGAUUUUGCUCAUUACAAAUCUGGAGUCUAUAAGCACAUAACAGGAUCUAACAUUGGAGGUCAUGCUGUUAAACUUAUUGGUUGGGGAACUAGCAACGAAGGCGAAGAUUAUUGGUUGAUGGCAAAUCAAUGGAACAGAGGCUGGGGUGAUGAUGGUUAUUUCAUGAUAAGGAGAGGAACCAAUGAAUGUGGAAUUGAAGAUGAACCAGUGGCUGGUUUACCUUCAAGCAGGAAUGUGUUUAAGGUUGAUACCGGUUCGAAUGAUCUUCCGGUUGCGUCGGUUUAAGAUCAAAGAUGGAAAUGUUGCAUCGGUUUAUUAAUAUCGAAGAUGAAAAGUUGUUUGUAAGAUAUAUGUUAUGGUUGUUGUUUGCACUUUGCAGUAAAAGAAUCCGGUGACUGGAAAUUGUUUUCUGGUUGGCUGUGAAAAUGUUAUACAAAUAAGUACUUCAACAUAAU